Medioppia subpectinata is the source of this 270-nucleotide messenger RNA. The record is from the annotation of a GenBank genome assembly. Lineage: Eukaryota; Metazoa; Arthropoda; Arachnida; Sarcoptiformes; Oppiidae.
AUGGAAGUGGUUGUUGUCGUAUACAUGAUUAAGUUCCCAAAUUUUGACCCUGUCUCGUACGACUAUUGUGACCCUGGCACUUAUAAUUUACAAUGUUCUGCGUUGAAAGAGGGAGCGGUUUAUUGUCGAGUUGUUGCGGUGAACGGUUCGUUGACACUUAACACUGAACGGUACACUUAUGGUGUGGUGAACACUGGUUCGGGGCGAACCGUACGGGACGGUGGAACGGGGCCUGAUCUACGGGAGCGAUCGGUCCUACCGUCGGUGUGA